Messenger RNA from Papilio polytes (common Mormon), 1457 nucleotides. RefSeq names its product putative methyltransferase NSUN6. Bases 186 to 1433 code for a protein of 415 amino acids. The transcript is spliced from 7 exons. The record is from RefSeq and is a predicted model, not a curated record. Gene Ontology annotation, molecular function: methyltransferase activity; RNA binding. NCBI's taxonomy places the organism in Eukaryota, Metazoa, Arthropoda, Insecta, Lepidoptera, Papilionidae. Gene Ontology annotation, biological process: RNA methylation.
ACAUCUAUUUUUUAUGUUUUUGUUUGAUGAUAUCAGUUUUAUUUUAAUUUUUAUGCUUAACUUAAUUAUCUUAACUGUCUACUUUCGAUUACAUUAAGCAAUAUAUAUUAUGGUGUCAAAUAAUAAAUACAUUAAAAUUAUGUGCACAACCCUAACCUGCUAAACAUCAAAAUUCAACACUCAAGAUGUUGAAUAAAAUAACGAAGUGGCUUUCGGAAACCCCAGAUUUCACAUCAUUUAGAAUUAAUAGAUUGAAAGAAUUUGAUAUAAAAAAUAUGAAAGACCAUUUAGAAACACAAAGUCACGAAUUAGGUGUGAAGCAAAUACCCAAUACGUAUUUAUUAAAAGAAGAUUGCCUCAUUAUUGAAAAGUGGCCAGAAAAUGUUAUCCUAGAAAAAUCUAAAAAUGGAGUAAUAGUUGAUGUUUCCUGUGCAAUUGCAGUACUAAGAGGUGCUCAUGUUUUUGCACCAGGAGUGUUAGCUCUUCCAACUAGUUGUAAGUUAAAUGAGAGAGUUGAUGUGUAUGGAGAUUUAGAUCGUCAAUGUAAAAGAGGUCUCAAAGUUCCUUAUGAAGGCAGAAAAAUGUAUGUUGGAACAGGUUAUUUGAAAAUGCAACGAUAUCAAUUGUUUGAUAAUGGUGUCCAGCCAAGUGGUAUUGCCAUACACAUGUUGCUACCAGCUUCAAGGUUGCCAGUUAUAAAUGAAUCUAUUUACCCAGAGGGGCAUAUUUUAUUACAAAACCUUCCAUCAAUUGUAGUUGGCUGGGUUCUAAAUGCAAAGCCUGAUGAGCAUAUUCUAGAUAUGUGUGCAGCGCCUGGAAAUAAAACAACACAUUUGGCUGAGAUGUCAAAUAAUCAGGCACAUAUAAUAGCUUUGGAUAAAACAAAACAGAAGAUAGACAGGAUAAGUAAAAACUUAGAUGCACAUGGGAUAACUUGUGUCAAAGUAUUCCCUUUUAACUCUGAAAAAUGUUACACUGAUAGUGAGGGAGAAAUCAAUGAGCCACCAUUUCCAUUGAAUAGUUUUGAUAAAGUGCUUUUAGAUGCUCCGUGCAGUGGCUUGGGUCAGAGACCCCAGUUGGCUAAUAAUAUUACCCCAAAGAUGUUACAAUCAUAUAAACAUGUGCAAAGAAAAUUGUUUGAAGCGGCAAUCAAAGCCUUAAAAGUUGAUGGAAUACUUGUAUACAGUACAUGUACAAUAACUGAAGAAGAAAAUGAAAGGAUGGUUGCAUGGGUUUUAGAAAAACAUCCGAAUAUGCAGUUGGUUCCCGCUGAACCACUUCUCGGAGGUCCAGGUUUACCUAAUGUCGGGUUGUCCAAUGAACAAAGAAUUAUGGUACAACGUUUUGGACCCGAAAAUGACCCACUAAGGCAAGUUGAUGACAUUUACAAAAAUAGUAUAGGAUUUUUUAUCGCCAAGUUUAUUAAAAAAUAAUUUUAACACACAAAAACAAAUGUA